Penicillium verhagenii is the source of this 1689-nucleotide messenger RNA. RefSeq lists its product as uncharacterized. The record is from RefSeq and is a predicted model, not a curated record. Lineage: Eukaryota; Fungi; Ascomycota; Eurotiomycetes; Eurotiales; Aspergillaceae. The coding region runs from base 1 to 1689 and encodes 562 amino acids. The transcript is spliced from 4 exons.
AUGGUUAUUGAUAAUGGGUAUGAGUCGCUGGCUUAUCGUGUCCAAGUUCCCAGGGCAGAGACUCCUAAAACACGACAAUUGCCAGUCACUCUACUAUCUGGAUUUCUGGGAAGUGGAAAGACUACGUUGUUACAGCACAUUCUCAAAUCCCCGGAUCAUGGCAUGCGCAUCGCAGUCAUUGUUAAUGACAUGAGCCAACUCAAUAUCGAUGCCGCCCUUAUCAGGAACCACAAGGUCUCUCAGACGCAGGAGAAAAUGAUUCAGCUUCAAAAUGGUUGCAUAUGCUGCACUCUCCGUGGUGACCUGCUUUCCGAACUUGCCCGCCUUACCAAGUUAGAUGAAAUUCAGUAUGUCAUCAUAGAGAGUACUGGCAUCAGCGAGCCUAUGCAGGUUGCCGAAACCUUCACGGCGGAGUUUAGCACCGCCAUGCUGGAAGCCGAAGAUCAGAUUGCAGACAAUGACGAGGAUACAAAGAGGCUCCUCAACGAAAUUGUUCAGAUGGGUGGAUUGCACACAAUGGCUCGUCUUGACACAACGGUGACUGUCAUCGAUGCCUUCAACCUUCUCUCAAACUUUGAUACCACCGAGUUCCUUUCAGACAGAUACGGGCGGGAUGAGAUCGUCCCCGAGGAUGAGAGAACCAUCUCUGAUUUGAUGGUUGAUCAGAUUGAAUUUGCCGAUGUGCUCAUUGUCAACAAGAUCGAGACCAUCGAUCAACAAACCCGUGAAAAGAUUAUGCAACUUCUCAAGUUGCUUAAUCCUGAUGCUAAGGUCUUGAUGUCUAGUUACUCGCAGGUGGAUGUGCGUGAGCUUCUUGCGACUGGGAAAUUCGACUUUGUCCGCGCUGCCUCAGGUGCUGGGUGGCUUCGCAGCCUGCAUGAGAUGACCAUCCAGAACACCGGUAAUGGAGAGCGAAUGGCGCCUCAGCCGGAGACAUUGGAGUAUGGAAUCAACAACUUUGUCUACACAGCUCGCCGGCCUUUCCAUCCUCGCCGCUUGUUCUCACUUCUGCAUGACAAAUUUAUCAUUCUUCAGAGCAAUGAGCUUGAAGAAGAUGGAGAGGACGAGGAUGAGGACGAGGAAGGAGAGGACACGGGAGAUGAUAUGGAUACAGAUGACGAGUCACUUGAAGACUUUGAUCAACCUGAUCCCAAGGACAUUUUGAGUAACAAGCGCAAACAUCCCGCCUUUGGUCCCAUUCUGCGCUCCAAAGGAUUCUUCUGGCUACCGACCCGACCUUACCAGUUUGGUGAGUGGAGCCAAGCGGGCGGCAUGCUGACGAUCGGCUGUGGAGGACCCUGGUUCGCGGAAGUUCCCGACGAGGCGUGGCCCGAAGACAAGGAUGUUCGUGAGUCGAUCGAAAAUGAUUUCCGAGGCCAGUGGGGAGAUCGACGGCAAGAGAUUGUCUUUAUUGGUGAAGGCGUUGAUGAGGCACAGAUUUCAUCUAUCUUGGAUGAAUGUCUGUUUGAUGACAAAGAUAUGAAGCAGUGGGAGAAGAUCAUGAAGAACAAGAAACUUAGCCGGGAGGCCAAGUGCAAAAAGAUUGCCAGUAUUUGGGAGGAUGGAUGGGAGGAGUGGCCUGCUUUUGAGAUUGAAGACGAAGACGAAGUUGCUGUUGGUAAGCAUCACAUUAGCGAUUACUUAGGUCAUCAGCAGGAUCAUAAGGGUCAUAAACAUGGUCAUCGAUAG